Messenger RNA from Rattus rattus (black rat), 501 nucleotides. RefSeq names its product glyceraldehyde-3-phosphate dehydrogenase-like. Gene Ontology annotation, molecular function: oxidoreductase activity, acting on the aldehyde or oxo group of donors, NAD or NADP as acceptor. The record is from RefSeq and is a predicted model, not a curated record. The transcript has a single exon. The coding region runs from base 1 to 501 and encodes 166 amino acids. NCBI's taxonomy places the organism in Eukaryota, Metazoa, Chordata, Mammalia, Rodentia, Muridae.
AUGGGUUCCACUGGUGUCUUCACCACCAUAGAGAAGUCUGGGGCCCACUUGAAGGGUGGGGCCAAAAGGGUUAUCAUCUCUGCCCCUUCAGCCGUGAUCAGUGUGAAUCACAAGAAAUAUGACAACUCAUUCAAGACUGUCAGCAAUCCACCUUACACCACCAACUGCUUAGCCUCCCUGGACAAGGUCAUCCAUUACAAAAUUGGCAUUGUGGAAGGGCUCAUGACCACACUCCAUGCCAUCACUCCCACUCAGAAGACUAUGAAUGGCUCCUCUGGAAAGCAGUGGUGUGAUGGCUGUGGGGCCACUCAGAACAUCAUCCCUGCAUUCUAUGGUGCUGCCAAGGAUGUGGGCAAGGUCAUUCCAGAGCUUAACAGGAAGCUCACUGGCAUGGCCUUCCAUGCUCCUAUCCCCAAUGUAUCCAUUGUGGAUCUGACAUGCUGCCUAGAGAAAACUGCCAAGUAUGAUGAAUUCAAGAAGGUGGUGAAGCAGGCAUCCUAG